AUGACCUCCCUCCUCCAUCCAUCAGCAUCCAGGGCGAAGUCUAAAAAUGGAGGCAGGUCUCUGCGAGAAAAGCUGGAUAAGAUCGGCCUCAACCUGCCGGCCGGGCGGCGCAAAGCAGCCAACGUCACCCUCCUCACCUCUCUAGUAGAAGGAGAAGCUGUUCACCUCGCCAGAGACUUUGGGUACGUGUGUGAGACCGAAUUUCCUGCCAAAGCAGUGGCCGAGUUUCUCAACCGACAACAUUCGGACCCCAGUGAGCAAGUAACGAGAAAGAACAUGCUUCUGGCCACCAAGCAGAUCUGCAAGGAGUUCACGGACCUGCUGGCCCAGGACCGCUCUCCGCUGGGGAACUCGAGGCCGAACCCCAUCUUGGAACCGGGGAUCCAGAGCUGCCUGACCCACUUCAACCUCAUCUCUCACGGCUUCGGCAGCCCGGCCGUGUGCGCCGCCGUCACGGCCCUGCAGAACUAUCUCACCGAGGCCCUCAAGGCCAUGGACAAACUGUACCUCAGCACCAAUCCCAACAGCCACCCCGACAGCAGCGCCAAGAGCGGUGACAAAGAGGAGAAACACUGCAAGUGAGGGCACCAGAGGCCGCGGCCACCCCAGCUCGGACCAGCACCCUGAUUGCUGCUACUGCUGUCACCGCUUGCCCCCCCACAGGCCUGCCUGCCUCGACCUCCCCACCCGGCUCUGGAGCCCACGGGAACAGAGCAGCAGGCCACGAGGAGGCCGGCGUCCCGGCAAGACGUUCCCAUGCGUGUUUGUGAACAUUCUUUGCUUUUCUGGAAAGAAAGGAAAAAACAAAAACAACCCGCAGACAAUACAUGAC
This is a messenger RNA of Suncus etruscus (white-toothed pygmy shrew), 832 nucleotides long. Its product is annotated as transcription factor AP-2-alpha-like. The transcript has a single exon. Gene Ontology annotation, cellular component: nucleus. The coding region runs from base 1 to 582 and encodes 193 amino acids. Gene Ontology annotation, biological process: anatomical structure development; regulation of transcription by RNA polymerase II; regulation of cell population proliferation. Gene Ontology annotation, molecular function: DNA-binding transcription factor activity, RNA polymerase II-specific; RNA polymerase II transcription regulatory region sequence-specific DNA binding. The record is from RefSeq and is a predicted model, not a curated record. NCBI's taxonomy places the organism in Eukaryota, Metazoa, Chordata, Mammalia, Eulipotyphla, Soricidae.